Larimichthys crocea (large yellow croaker) is the source of this 1663-nucleotide messenger RNA. Its product is annotated as golgin subfamily A member 6-like protein 22. The record is from RefSeq and is a predicted model, not a curated record. NCBI's taxonomy places the organism in Eukaryota, Metazoa, Chordata, Actinopteri, Sciaenidae. The coding region runs from base 245 to 1663 and encodes 472 amino acids. The transcript is spliced from 2 exons.
AUACUAGUAAUAUGAUGAAACACCGCAUCAAGCACAGAGCAAACCUGAGGAUGGAGAACCGUACUGUGUUUAGGAAACUGGCGUCUACAACACCAGCGUCAUCGUCAUCUCAACAAGACACGGCGCAACCGUUGAUAACUUCAGGUAAUAUAUACAUUGUUACUAGGUUAACAGUACUCAUCCUUUGUGUGGUAAAACAUGUAUUGUAAAAAAAAAAAAAUCGGUAAAGCUGGAAUGAGGAACCAUGACUGGAUUCAUAGCGAGGGGGAGUCAGCCUGAGGGAAGCCUGGACAGAGCCAAUGAAGUCAAUGUGUUUUUCAACAGAUUCAGUGGACUGACAGGAGCCUCAGUUCAGCCCUCUCUUAGGAAGGAAGGAGAAGCCAGGUGUCCGGAGGGAAUACUCCUGAAGGCCCGCUGGUUAAAAAAUCACGGUGGUGGUUGUGAGGAGAUUACAUUCAGAAGACCUAACGAGGACUAUAUUAAGAGAGCUGAUAUCCAUCAGCUGUACCAAAACAGCAUCGUUAGGGACCUGAACAGCAAAGUCCUUAACAGGAUCCACUGUGACAUAGAAAAUAACUGGAUGAUUGAAAAUAAGAAAAUAGAAAAGGAAAGGGCCAAACAUGAAAAUAUGAAGCAUGAACAAAUGAUACGGCUGAAAAAUGAAGAAGCUCAGAUGAGAGAGCAACAGGAGUUUCUGAACAAAAGACUCCAAGCCCAGUCUGUAGCUCAAGCUCAGCGUAGACAAAUUUCAGAAAAGGAGUGUGAGAAGAGAAGACAGCAGCACCAGGAGCUGAAUGCUGAGCGGGCAAUGCUCAAUGAGAGGAUUGCGCGAGAAGCCCGGGAGCGCAGUCGUCAGGCAGAAGAACUAGCCGAGUCGAAGAAAAGGGAACUGAGAGCUCGCACAGAAGAGAUUUUUGAAAAAAGACUGGACCGUGAGAGAGAGGCCCAAUUAGUGCUGCUAGAGGAGCAGAGAACCGAGCUUGCUCGUCUUGAACUGGAAGAGAAGAGGCGCCAAAGGAAGACUGAGCAGGCCGAGAAGUUCAGACAGCUCCAGAUACCCAAACAAAUAGUUUCAGACAAACUGGCAGCCUUUAAAGAUGAGCAGGCUAUUAACGUGUCUCUGAGAGAAAGGCAGAGACUAGAAAGGGAUGUGGCUUUAAUUGAGGCUGAACGUGAAAAGCAGCCUGCAAUAGACGCAGAGAGGAAAGCUCAAGUACUUGAGUCCAUUGCUGCCCACAGACAAAGUGUGAUGUGGGAGACGGAGACCAAGAAAAGAGAAGAGCGUCAGAGGGCUGUGGAGGAACGGAAGGCUCAAAUUGCGGAGCACCGGCUUUUCUUGGAGCAUCAGAGGUUGAGGGCUCAAGAAAUCAAAGAAAAAAACAUCCAGCUGAUGCGGGACAAUGAAAUGAUGGCGGCUGAAAAACGUGCUCGCCUUGAGCAGCAAAGAAAGGAAGAGCAUGAUGCUGCUGUGAGGAAGGCCGAGGAGGUACAACGGAGGGACGAAAGACUCCAGCAACAUGUUGCUGGGGAACUUCGUAAGGCCACAGAGGUGCUUCACUGUGGCAGGGUCCUCCUGAGGCCCACCCACAAACUCCUGCCCAUGCACCUCCAGCCCCGUCCUCCCACACGCGUCCCUGCAGCGAGCCCCAUCUACGGGACGUAG